Molecule: messenger RNA, 2322 nt
Organism: Archocentrus centrarchus (flier cichlid)
Lineage: Eukaryota; Metazoa; Chordata; Actinopteri; Cichliformes; Cichlidae
Product: extracellular calcium-sensing receptor-like
Exons: 13
Coding region: 1-2322 (773 amino acids)
Biological process (GO): G protein-coupled receptor signaling pathway
Cellular component (GO): plasma membrane
Molecular function (GO): G protein-coupled receptor activity
Source: RefSeq, a predicted model, not a curated record
AUGAUGACCAUGGUGUUUACAGUGGAUGAAAUUAACCGUAACUCAAGCCUGUUACCAGGUGUUAAACUAGGCUAUCGGAUUAUGGACAGCUGUGACCAUAUUCACAGCAGCCUGCAAGGUCUUUUAUCAUUAAUCAGUCACUCUAAAGCUGUCAACACUGAGACAGAAAAAACAGCAGAAAUUAAAGGCAAAGAGAUGAACACAAGACAGUCUUCCACAUGUCUGUAUUAUUCUCCUGUACCUGCUGUGAUUGGUCUUGCAUCUUCUUCCCCUACAAGAGCUGUAGCUCAGACACUUGGCCCAUUCAAGAUACCACUGGUGAGUUAUUUUGCCACUUGUACGUGUCUCAGUGACAAGAAUUUGUACCCAUCAUUCUUGAGAACUGUGCCAAGUGAUCUCUUUCAAGUUAGAGGUCUCGUACAGCUUGUCUCUUACUUUGGCUGGUUCUGGGUGGGCACAGUUGGCACUCCGGAUGACUACAGUCUCUAUGGCAUCCAAGCAUUUUCUACUCAGUUUAUAGAACAAGGUGGAUGUGUGGCAUUUCACCUCACUAUCCCAACAUCACCCACAGUAGCUGAGAUACAAGAAAUGGCAGACAAACUGCAGAGUUCAACUGCUCAUGUUGUUGUGGUCUUCGCUACAGAAGGGCAACUCUUAAAUCUGUUCUUGGAAGGAACAUUGGGCUUCUCGUUCCCUGGAGUCACCAUCCCUGGCUUAAAAGAGUUUUUUUUGAAUGUCCGACCCUCUCCCAAACCAGGGAUGGAAUUUAUCAAUAUGUUCUGGGAAGAUCAUUUUGGUUGUAAACUUGAUUUUACUUACAAUACAGGUUCUCAAAGCAAUUCUGGCCAUAUGGUCGGACUCACUCCUGUAUGCACAGGUUUAGAGUAUCUGACAUACACUGAGAGCAGUUAUAGUGAUGUAUCUCGGGUCACAAUAGCCUAUAAUGUGUAUAAAGCUGUGUACGCCAUUGCCCACGCUCUGCACACUUUUUUGAACUGUGACUCUGCAGGACCUAACAAGGGAUUGUGUGAGAAACACAACUCAUUUGCGAAUGGUCAGUUUCUUCAUCAUCUGAAGAUGGUGAAUUUCACCAACCAGUUUGAUGAAAGAGUAUAUUUUGACUCCAGCGGAGAGCCAGUCCCUCUGUAUGACAUCAUUAACUGGCAGAAGGACAGCAAGGAUGAAAUGAGAUUUAUCAAAGUGGGAAGCUAUGAUGGUUCAGCUCCACAUGGGCAACAAUUGCAGAUAAUGAAGAACACUAUUGUGUGGACAAAAGGAGAGUCGCAAGUUCCUGUAUCUCAGUGUAAUGCUCCAUGUCCACCUGGCAGCAGGCAGGCCACACGCCGAGGAGAGCCCAAAUGCUGCUUUGACUGUUUGCCCUGUGCAGAUGGAGAGAUCAGCAAUCAGACUGGUUCCACCGAGUGCACAAAAUGUCCUGAGUACUACUGGUCAGACAAAGAAAAAGUGAAAUGUAUUGCAGGAUCGGAAGAAUUCCUCUCUUUCUAUGACACCAUGGGUAUCAUCCUGGUUGUACUCACACUGCUGGGUUUCAUCCUGACAACCAUCAUCACCAUUGUCUUUCACAGUUUCCGCUAUACACCCAUCGUGAAGGCCAACAACUCCGAAAUCAGUUUCUUGCUUCUCCUGUCACUCAAGCUCUGUUUCCUGUGUUCUCUGGUGUUCAUUGGUCAGCCAUCUUGGUGGACAUGUAGGCUCCGCCAGGCAGCAUUUGGGAUCAGCUUUGUCUUGUGUCUGUCCUGCCUACUUGUUAAGACCAUUGUGGUCCUCCUGGCCUUCCGGACAAACGUACCUGGUUCCAGGGGUCGGAAGCUGUUUGGUUCAUCUCAGCAGAGGAUUCUGAUCAUCUGUACUACAGCUCCUCAGAUUUUUGUCUGUACUGGCUGUGUGUUGGGAGCACCUCCCUUUCCAUUCAGGAACCCAAAUUACCAAGCUUCAACUGGAAAAAUUGUUGUGGAGUGUAAAGAGCCAUGGCCUCCUGGAUUUUACCUGCUCCUUGGUUACAUUGGCCUGCUGGCCUUUGCCUGCCUCCUCCUGGCAUUCAUUGGACGAAAGCUACCAGAUACAUUCAACGAAGCGAAGUUCAUCACCUUCAGCAUGCUGAUUUUCUGGGCCGUGUGGAUUUCUUUCAUCCCAGCUUAUGUCAGCUCUCCUGGGAAAUUAUCUGUGGCAGUGGAAAUAUUUGCUAUUUUAGCCUCAAGUUUUGGAUUGUUACUGUGUAUUUUUGUGCCCAAAUGUUACAUCAUUUUACUGCACCCUGAGAGGAACAUUAAGAAGGGCAUGACUGGAAAAUAUCCAAGAUGA